GGACUUGAAAUGUUUCAAUUGUAAGCUUUUCAAUAUUGAAAAGUUUUCAAUGUGCACGAGAAUAGCACUGAUUGUACGAUUUGUUGUGAAGCCAACAUCCCACGCAUUGUUAUCCUCAGCUUGGUCAUAGAAUAGUAGCACUUUAUUCUGUGGCUUGGUCGUGUUCACGCCUUUGGCAAAGUUCGUGUAUGGUCGUUUGUUUGUUUACACGCCUACGUGAAAGUUGUUUUUUGUCUAAUUACGUGAUUUUGACUAAGUGUGGCCUGUGACAAUUAUUUAUAUCAUGGUGCGGCGUUGUGAAGUAUGCAAUGCAUAUGAUAGGCGAAAAAAAGGAAUAUCAUUUCACGCAUUCACGAAGAACAAUGAUCUCAUUAAGGAAUGGUUCAGUUUAUUGAAUUUUAAAGAAGAUAAAAAACUGACAAAAACCUCUCGAAUAUGCUCGCAACAUUUCCGACAGAGUGAUUUUGAAAUCAAACCAUCUGGUUUAAAGUACUUAAAAAGCGACGCUAAACCAAUGCCUUAUAACUCAAAUUUAUCACCUACACAAAAUUUGAGCUCUAGUAGCAGUGGUUCGUGUCAGCAACCUCCUUGUCAGCAACCAUUAAAGCGCAAACGUACUACAGGUAGCUCUACAAAAACGAAUACUCCUCCUAAACUCCGAGAUAACGUAUCUCAUAAAACUGUACAUAAGUCAUCUUCAGGGACCUUAACAGCAUCUGAAUUUGAACAGAAAUCAGCUAUCGGACAAACAACACCUCCUGGGCAAAGAGAUAUUUUCUGUGCUGGACCAUCUACUGCAUAUCCAAAUGUAAACAAAGAUGGAAGCAGCAAAAAACGUUAUGUAGGAGAUAUUGCUAGCGAUGAGUUUUCCACACCAAAGAAAGCAAAGAAACAUGCGCGAAUGCUGAAGGGUGCUGUUGUAAAGUAUAGGAGAAGAGUUGUUACACUUAAUCAGAAAAUUCGAAGGUUGAGAUCUAGAGUUACGAAUUUACAGUCACUCCUAAUAGCCCAAGAGCCCACGACGGCCAGACCUUCGUCAUUUUAUAAAAGCUAA
This is a messenger RNA of Photinus pyralis (common eastern firefly), 1054 nucleotides long. RefSeq lists its product as uncharacterized. The transcript has 6 exons. Gene Ontology annotation, molecular function: sequence-specific DNA binding. The record is from RefSeq and is a predicted model, not a curated record. The coding region runs from base 284 to 1054 and encodes 256 amino acids. NCBI's taxonomy places the organism in Eukaryota, Metazoa, Arthropoda, Insecta, Coleoptera, Lampyridae.